Molecule: messenger RNA, 285 nt
Organism: Hyaena hyaena (striped hyena)
Lineage: Eukaryota; Metazoa; Chordata; Mammalia; Carnivora; Hyaenidae
Product: 40S ribosomal protein S27-like
Exons: 2
Coding region: 1-285 (94 amino acids)
Biological process (GO): ribosomal small subunit assembly; translation
Cellular component (GO): ribosome; cytosolic small ribosomal subunit
Molecular function (GO): RNA binding; structural constituent of ribosome
Source: RefSeq, a predicted model, not a curated record
AUGAACAGCCUUCCCAGCAGUGACAACCUCUCCACAGGGAUAUGCGCCUUGAGCAAGAUGCCCCAUCCCUCUCCAGAAGAGAAGAGGAAACGCAAGAAGAAGCAACUGGUACAGAGCCUUGAUUCCUACUUUAUGGCCAGGAAAUACCCAGGAUACUAUGAAAUCACCAACAUCUUUAGCCAUGCACAAAUGGUAGUCUGUAUGUUGACUCUUCCAACUGUCCUCUGCCAGACCACAGGAGGAAAAGUUACAGAAGGAUGCUCCUUCAGACAGAAACAGCACUAA